Molecule: messenger RNA, 777 nt
Organism: Ilex paraguariensis (yerba mate)
Lineage: Eukaryota; Viridiplantae; Streptophyta; Magnoliopsida; Aquifoliales; Aquifoliaceae
Source: the annotation of a GenBank genome assembly
AUGACGGGCGACGAAGAGUGGGUGAGAGCUGCGAUGACGGACGACUCCAUGGUGGUGGAGCUGCUGGUGCGGCUGAACCAGCCACCGCCAACUCCGAAGCCUGCUUUGCCCGUUGACUGGAGCGUACGCCAGCCACGUUCCAAGACGAUGACGGUUAAGGCUAUGACUAGUACCACCACUAGGGCCAGCCCCACCACUCCGCUUUCAUGGAGUGGCGCCGAAUCUCUCAGCGGCGGUGCUGGUGGUGGAAGUGGAAGUGGAGGCACCGUCGAUGGCGGUUUCGAAGAGUCCAGCCGUCCUCUUCACAAACGCUCACACACAACAAGAUCUAAGGUUACUGGAACAAGUGAAACAGCAACAACCAAGAGGUCAAGAAAGAAGAAGACCAUAGCUGAACUUAAAGAGGAGGAGAUCUUGCAAUUAAAGGAAAAAAGGCACUUGAAGAGGGAAAUAGCAAACUUUCACAUCACUUUGGAAAAGCAGAGAGCCACAAAUGAGAGCUUGAAGAUAAUGAAGCUUGAUUUGCAAUCACAGCCAGCAGCUGAAAGCGUUCUAACAGUUGCCUGCGAGGAAACAAUUUCUCAUCAAUUUCAGCAAAAGACAGCAGAUUGUGACCCAGCCCCUCCCAUCUUGCCACCAAUUGUCACAGGCAAUGUUCUUGAUGCUUUACCAACCGGUCUUUCUCAAGUGCAUAAGGAAGUCACAGAUCCAGUGGCUAAAUGUGCGCUACCUGAUCUAAAUGUUCCUUUCGAAGAGGAUUCAUAUGGAGUGAGCUAG